CCAGUGCCAGACGAGGAACUCAGGUGCGACAACAAGGAGAGGCUAACACACCUGUGCGCGGUGAUGUCCGGGACAGUGUCUGGCGCUGUCUGUCGCAUCCUGUGUUCAUCCUGUGGUGCUGCGCGCGAGGUCUGUCUGCCUCCCGAGUGUAAGCACCACCACUGACCCGCUUGUGUUGAGAGCAUCGUGUGCCCGAGCGUCUCUCGUCCACCAGCGGGUGAGCGGCAGCGCGGUGCAAGGCGGGAGCCGAGGCCAGCAUCCCGGCUACUGUGACGUGUGGCCGUGCGCACCGCGUGACGUACAGUCAUGCCAACGUUUGUCACCACCGUGACGCUGUCUAGUCCUGUUGGUGUCGUCAGUGUGGACAACAAGUGCACCACUCGGUGUCGAGGGGUUUACAAUCUUCGCACGAAGAAGUCUUCACCGAUGACAGAAUACCACGGGAUGAACGAGCGUGAGCUCCGAGCACUCCUGGAGGACUGCAGCAUACUGCAGGAGCGGCGCAAGAUUCGAGCAGCAAUCAAAGAAGUUCACGGUCUAGUGACUGAGUCCAGCUCACCCCUCAGUCACGUGGCCCUGAGCGGGAAGGUGACUGGCGAUCAUGUAGCCUCGUGUUCACUGUCACAGGUCGUCUACACGCCUGUCUUCCCGUCAUCCCCUCGUCCAUCAUACGGGAUCAGUCUACAUGCCACGUCAUCUCUGCAGGUACCACCUGUCACAUCCGGUGUCAUGGCGUUGUCAUCAAACCCGGUGUCCCUAACCAUGACCGCGAGUCCUCUCUUCACGGCAGGUGGCGCCCUGGCCUACGAGCGGAGGAACAGCAUGGCGACCCUGUCCUCGGCUGCUGACGACCGCCUCAAACGCCAGAGGCUGAAGGAAAACAUCGACAGCUUGAGCGAGUCUCUGGCGCAGUGGAAGAUGAAACGGUUUUUGUCCGCAAGUGUCAGUGUCAAGCCACCUGCCAGUGUCAGUGACAAGACACCCGCCAGUGUCACUGACAAGACACCCGCCAGUGCCAGUGCCAGACUAUUCAGUGUCAGUGACCAGCCACCCGACUCACCCCACAUAACCGAGUUGCUGCGGUUUUCGCGGCUGGGCUCCAAGCGGCUGUCGGUGGACAGCGUGGACAGCGACAACACGCAGCACGCACCCACCCUGGGUACCGCCUUGUCGUGCGAGCAGUUGUCUGCCCACAGGAAGUCCGACAGGAAUGUGACGGCCAGGGGCGACCACACGAGCAGUGACGUUCCUCCAAGACUUACUGUUCGUCGCGGCAGUCACGUGUUCCUCAGCGAUGGUGACAUCACAUUUCCCGUGGUGCCUUCCCAUGACAACGACGACGACAGUGCGUUCACAUCAACCGCCACCAGCAGAUCGUCUAACGACCAAACACGUCACGACGGUGUCGUCAUCCAGCAGACGAGGCGGACUUCCGGUGGGGAGACAAAUGGCGGCGACCAGAGAGUCGGCAGGGCCCUGUACCGGGGCAAGUGGCGGGACGAGGACGAGUUGCUGGACUUGCUCUGCCAGUCGGACGACUUCAGAGAGAGGCUGCUCAUACGGUCACGCUUGAAAGAAAUCAAAGAAAAUAUUCCAGGGCCACAGCCAGGAGAGAGAGGUGUGCACCCUGUACACGACACCACCGCCACACCUGACCUCGAGGCUCCUCCAUCAUCACGUGUGCAGCAACUUGUGACAUCACGCGGUGCCCCGACGCUGCCCUCUAGUCCAGCCAGCUCUCAGAUGACGGACCGAUGGCUCGGCGACAGUGGCGCCCUCGGUCAGCACCACGAGUCUGUCUCGCUCGCAGACUGUCAGAGCGACCUGGGGGGAGAGGCGGGUCUGCACCCGAACUACGCACCUGCUCCUGCUGCUGUCCGGGUGGAUGAGGACGCGGCAGGAGACGACGCGGCGGAUGUGGAGGAUUACGACAACAUUCGCGACAUCGAGCAGCUGCGGAAACUGCUGAACAGCACGUGUGACCGGGAGGUCAAGCGCAAGAUUCGCAGCGCCAUGAGAACACAGCGCCGGAAACAGGAGAUGGAGAAAGUCAGAGCAGACCUCCCCCCUCUGGUGGCUCCUGUAGACUCGAGCGACCGCAGCUCCCUCUGUCCAGCGGCCUCAGAUGCUACAGCGUCGUCAGGGGAGACAACAUCACGCGGUCGGUUAUCUCCUUUUCCAGGGGAAGGCAGCUCUGGUUCGAGAAAAGCAGACGUCACCAAGUCGAGCAGUUUUCGAGAAUCUGUGUUACCUAGGCAACACUUGCAAGCAGUGAGCGACAGGUCGGUGACGAGGACCAGCAGCGUCAGGCUGUCGCCGACCCCGAGGGUCACGGACUCGCUCGGUGACAGGUCAGCGGAAGUCAGCAAGUCAGUGAAGGUCAAGGACCACAAGUCCCCCGUGGGGCUACUGACCGUGAAGCAGGAGGAGAGAGUUCAUGCUGGUCAUCCUGUCUCCGCUCCUGAGAGCAAGGUGGUUACCUCCCUUGUCGAGGACAACGAGAGGCCGGGAGGAACAAGCUCCCCGCAGGGCGGCGCCACAGGCAAGCGCGUGCCUGCUGGCGGUGAUGCAGCAACAGGCAGCAAGUCCUGGGAACAUUCGCUGCGAGGCCCCAACGUCAGCAGAAAGCCGCGAGUGGACUCGGUGCCUGCCAGCACUAGGCUCACCAGAGCGCGGGUCACGAGGGAGAGCUGGGAGAGUGUGGACGCUGCAGCAGCCGCCCCGCCUCUGAAGACCGAAGGAAGCGGGUCAUCCACCGCAGGUCACUGGAAGUCACGUGCCCAAGAGAGUGUCUGGAGACUUUUAGGAGAUGAGCUGCACUCCACGUCGUUGAGCAACGAAAGUGUGGAGGAGAGUAGCAAGGCGGGUCACGAGGAGGCAUCCACGUCACUGGUGAGUCUGCGACUAGCUGGGCAAACAGUAGACGAGCAGUCGGGUAGAUCCACCCCAGCCACUCGGCACGGCAUAACUCCAACAAGCAUCUUCAGCUCGCUAGAUAAGAGGCAAGUGUCGAGGUCACUUCAUUCCAUCGUCAGUGACGACAGCUCAUCGUCGACCUCCCUGCCCAACGGCCCGUCUUCCGCGAUAGCUCAGCUUCUGAAUUCCCAGCGGAGACAGUCACAACCUGUCACCGACAGUCACACCUCGACAACACCUCUACCCGGCCCAACACUCUCUAAUCAGGAAGAUGAGAAUCGUAAGAUUGUAAGUUUCGGGGAUACAGCUCUUUCGGGUGGCGAGACAUCAGCGGGUACUUCCGGUGAGAGGAGGGCCAGCUCGCUCCAGGACUUGUUAAAGGUCGAAGUGGGAGUAGGGGCGGGGUCACACCAUCCACAGCGGCCCUUGGAUGAGGUCAUCGACUCGUCUUGGGACAGCAAACGGUUGUCGUCAGCGGGGUCAAGAAAAGACGACCUCGACUGGGAUCUCGUGAACCAGGUCAAGGCCAGGCUCAAGUCUCGAAGCGAGAGCUUGAGCUCGGAGGAAAAGUUUCUAGGGGCCGUGAGAGUCGGCCAGCCGUCAAGCCAGACAUCUUCAAAACCUCUGACCUCUGACGGCCGGAGUCGAAGCUGGAGGGACGUCAGACGGUCGGAGGAGACCUCAGAGAGACAGCGCAGACAGGUCUUGCACAAAGCCGGGGACACGACAGGCGCUGACCCUGGCACCGACUGUUUGGUGGUUAAUGACGGUGAACAUACAGCCGCGCCACCUGGCGUCGACAAACAGCUUUCAGACUUCCAGAAGCUCGACAAGGGGCUGCGGCCUUCACCUUCAAAACGCCUGGUGAGUUCGUUGGUGGGGAAGUUCGCGGCGACCGAGUCAGGUGAUCGCCAGUCGGAGGACCGCCCUGGUCAGGUUUCGGCAGAGGCUGACGUCACUGUGCAGGUGAGCGAACUGAUCUCUGACCCCGAGCCGCCAGGUAAAAGGUCACAGCGUGCCGCAUCCUUCCGUGUGGAUCCUACCCGGGAUUCUGAGAUUGUGAGGUCGUCACAACCACGGCGGGCGGAGUCGUUCAACGUUCUAGAUCGUCCUCCGAGGUUGUCUGCUGAUCGGAAGGCGGCGCCGGACGUGAGCGCCAUCAGCGACAGCCUACCCCCACCCCCAGAGACAACAACUGGUGAACCACUCACCAGGACGACACGUGACCAGAGGAGUAUGCCGAGCACAGCAGUUGCUCUCUCCCUGGCCUCCCAGCCAGCCAUACUCCAGACCGGCUCGGGGGAUACCCACAAGUCAGUGGCGCGUGUCAAGACUGAGGUCAAGGCUGUCAAAGCGCCCUCUGACCCUUGUCUGACGUCUACCGAGAAGCCCGCGGCGGAAAUAGAGAAAGCCUUCUCGGCCCUCCUGGACGACAUCGACAUGCUGAGCACAUCGGAGGGCACAGCGUCUGACGUCAGCGACGGUGAUGAGUACAGCGCGGACACCACCACGACCAUGAACCCACCCGCCGCUCACUGCGUCAGGGACCAGCAGGCGGGGGAUACCCGGGACAGGGGCUCGCCUGCGCUGGCGAGGGGCAAGGUGUCUGCCCCACUGGCGACGCUGACGGAAGAAGUGACCAACGUGGACACUGCAGGGGAUGAGCUCUCACCAACAGAGGGCGCCGCACAGAUGGGCGUGACCACCGAAGACAGCGACAACGACCUGGAGUACAUCGACGCAGAUGACAUGGACUCCUGUACCCCGACAAACACAGCACGUCACGUUCCAGGUCCCCCUGAAGAUGACGACCUGUCGGGAGGGAACGUCACUGUGAUCGACGGCCACACGACGACAUCAGCGCCAUCUUUACCGCAGUCGCUACCACCAGCGUCAGCAGACGAUAUGACGUCAUCGGCGUACUUGGUUCUGAAAGCGCAGCCGAGCGGCGAGAAGCGCAGGACAGGUAGCAGCAACAACAGCAGCAACGCCACCGUGGAGCAGGACAGUGACGGCACGGUGACGUACCGCAAGGUGUCGCAGGACGAAUGUCACAACCGCAUCGUGACCAUCAAGUCCAAAGUGCGACGCACGCCCAGCAACGCCAGCGAGGAGACACGUGACACCGUGGUGGAGACCAGCUACCAGGCGCCAGGGGGCGCGCUGGUGACGGAGCGUGACGUCAUCCAGUCCCGCAAGAAGCUGACGCACCGCGGUUCCAACUACUACCAGCGCACGGCGCAGUACAUGCGGCGCGUGCGUGACCGGGGCGGCAGCGAGUUCGUGGAGCACGACGUGCACGUGCAGGCGGACAACACCUCCGUGUCACGUGGUCAGUCCUGGACCAGCAACGUGGCGGCGCGCGUGGAGGUGGACCAGCCAUCGGGCCCGCUACCCGCCAACCUACACCCGCUACCCGCCAUGCUGGAGGAGCUGGCCACCCUCCACCCGGUGGAGCCUCGCGUGGCGGCGGACGCCAAGGUGGAGGAGGAGGAGGAGGAAGAGGAGAAGGAGGAGGAGCAGCAGCAGCAAGUCGACAGCGACGCCGUAGGGGGCCUGGCGGACAAGCAAGUGCAGGAGCCGCACGCGCUGGGCGACCAACAAAGUCUCGGUAGCAACACUGACGUGACGGCAAUGGCGCCCAUGUUGGUGACGCCCCUGGUCAGCCAGUCUCUGCUGACGGCCGGCGAGUCGUUGCUGCUGCAGUGUGACGUCAGCGGCGUGCCGGAGCCGGAGGUGACGUGGUCACGUGACGGCCAGUGUCUGCCGGACACACUCAGCUACUCGCAGUCCUAUGACGGUGCGCGCGCCAGUCUGCACGUGCAGCAGGUCGAGGCCCAGGACGGCGGCGUGUACGAGUGCGUGGCCCACAACGUCGCGGGGCGCGUGACCAGCAGGUCAAGGGUCACCGUCAAAGCCAGGAGCGUGACCCCUCGCUUCACCUCUCAGCUCCAAGACGUCACCACUGACGCAGGGAAGAACGUGACGUUACAGUGCCAGGUCACGGGGUCACCGGAACCGUCGGUGAUGUGGCGACGUAGCGGGCUGAUGGUGCAGGAUGUUCCUGACUUCGUGCAGACUUUCGCGGGGGGCGUGGCUCGCCUGCAGAUCCUGGCAGCGCGUGACAAACAUGGCGGCAGGUACGAGUGCAUGGCCCAGAACGAGGCUGGACAUGCCAGUACUUCCUGUCACGUGACAGUCACCGCGUCCACAGAUCCAGACAAGGAGGGCGUGCUACCCCGGGUGUCAGUCAGGCGGUCGUUCAAAAAGCUGUCGGAGCCGCACCCAGCAGACAUCAUCACAGCCGCGCUACGCCUGGCUGAGCACAAGCCACUCGUGACCUCCAGGUCAGCGUCCUUGCAAGAGACCUCUGACCUCGCAGGUCAGCUGCCAGUGAACGCGGAGUCCAGAGCGAGGUCGGUGGUCCACAUCCACUUGGAUGGCGAGCGCCCUCUGUCGGCACGUGCAGCGAACGGUAGUGCGCACGGCAGGGACGCCGCGCAUGCGCGUGACUGGGAGGCGGGCAGCAGGUACCGGGUGCAGUGGACGGACGCCGAUGGCAGCGUCACGCUACAGCCUGACGUCACGAUUACGGAGGUCGACGAAGUCAAGGACAGGGGGCUGGUCCCCGGGGUGGAGGAUGUCGCCCAGUCGCCGCUCAAGAAGCUGUCGCUGCAGGAGACCUCGUACAGCAGGAAGACCGCGGAGCCCACACCACGUGACCAGCUGUCGGGCGGCCGCUCGCAGCGCUCCCUGGUUAGCCAGCUGCGCGCCCAGUUCCUCAAGGAAGACAACUCGGGGGACAAAGCCGGAGGAAUCCGACGCUGGCACUCCAUGCCUCUCAAGCAGGAGAGACCGGAAGUUGUCAAGAGGGGGCGGCCGUCGCUGCUGACAGGUGAGCAGACACAGGGUGGACAGGAGGCUAUCGGGGACACCAUGCCGUCGUACGACCAGAUCGAGGACGAGGAGGAGCUGCACAAGCUCAUGAAUGCCACAGACAGCUUUGAUGAGCGGAAAAAGAUCAGAGCGAGGCUGCGAGAGAUCAGAGAUAAACAGCGAGCGGACAUGGAGGCGCGGCGCGUGCAGAGGGACAAGGAGACGGAGGAUCUGGUGCGCAAGAAGUUCGAGAAGGCGGAGGAGGAGAAGAAGCGCAAGAUGGAGGCGUUCCAGAGCCAGAAGCCCACGUGCGAGCGCGACUCGCAGUACCACGCCUCGGCCGACAAGGCGGUGCUGGACAAGAAGAAGCAGGCGGACGAGGAGAAGGCCAAGAAGCUGCAGGCCUACUCGCAGAUCUCCGAGCACAAGACGCCAGAGGGCGCCACCGUCCGCACGGCCACCACCACCACCACGAUGAAGUCGGAAGAUGGUUCCACCACAGUUACUAAGAAGACAGAGACGACUGUCAGACAGACAUCGGGCUUUGGCGGCGUGCAGUAUGGCCGACCAGGUGCAACACCAGAACUUAACGCUAGGACCCUUAAGGAGCAGAUAUCGAGAGCCAGUGGUCCAGGAACAAGCGGUAGUAUCACCGUCAAAACACAGUCCUGGAGCAGCAGAGAUGGUGUCACUCGCAAAGCCCACAACACGGAGUCCUGGGGAGCCAAACCACAAGGUCCCCGUGGAGCUAUGGCAGCUUUCAAACAAAUGGAUGCCAACAGUCCUGCCCGCCCAAAUGGCCUUGUAACAGUCUCCUUGGCAAAGCGAGCAGCAAAUACCAUGCGCAAGAAUGCAGUGGCAAUCAAGCAAGAGAUUCUGAAUUUUGUCCAGAUCAACACAGAGGGCUAUGAGAAUGUUGAGGUGACCAAUUUCUCCACCUGCUGGAAUGAUGGCAUGGCGUUCUGUGCCCUCAUUCAUCACUUCUUCCCAGAUGCCUUUGACUUCAGUCAGUUGGACCCCAAGAACCGCCGCUACAAUUUCGAGCUUGCCUUCAACACAGCAGAGAAACUGGCGGACAUUUCACCUCUGCUGGAUGUUGAGGACAUGGUGAAGAUGAAGAACCCAGACUGGAAGUGCGUAUUCACCUAUGUACAGUCCAUCUAUCGCCAUCUGCGGGAUCAUGAAAAUAACAAAGCCAGGAUUGAGGCAUAGGCUUUGGUGUUAAGGGACUGUCGACCAAAGUGUCUUCCAUUCUGCGGAAAUUGUUGGAGUCUGCAGCUACACGUCCAGUGGAGAAGCCUGGGCGCAGCACACAGCAACGUGGCCUGAUGUUUUUCUCACACCAAGUGGUCAUUUAGCAGACUUACUCUGGAAAAAAUAAUUGAUUUCUCUCUCUCUGUGCUUUGUUUCUCUCUUUCAGCAUCCCUGUCUGUGCUUGUCAGAGAAAAUUGUUGGCUUUCAGUUUUGGUUUCAACGUGCAUAUCAGUAGUUGCAGCAAGCUCCUAGAAGCCUGAAAGUUUGCUUGCUCAGGUAUUUUUGUGGAAAUGCCAAGUCUCACAAUUUGGUCUUUCAUGCAUAUUGAAGGCUUCAGACAAAGCACUCUGUAACCUUACACUUUCAUUUUGCAAGAAGGUUGACAGUGCAAAAUACAUUUUGAAAUAUAUAUUACUGUCAUAUGCUGUAGACUCUGAGAUGUGAAAGCUAUUUUCACCAUAAAAGGCAAUUCUCCUUACUGUCAUAAGGUUGUGGCAACAUUAAUCAGUUGUGUAUAUUUACAGCUGUUUACACAAUGAAACUGUCACAUCUUGCUAAAAGCACAACCUAUUUCCUACAUGAAAUUUGUUUUUUAAAUAAGAUUUAAUCUUCUGUAGAAGAUAGAAUUGUAUGAAUAUUUUUUUAAAUGGGUAAAACAGUUGAUAUCUGCUCAACCAAAGAUGAUAUGUGCCUUCCUCUCACCUCUUGUGGGUAAUCUGAAAGAAAAAUAUAACUACUUGUUAUUUGCUUACUAUAUUCCCCAGGCAGUUAUUUAUUCUCUCUUAAGCAUAAAGUCAUUGGCUCUCGACAACUUCAUAUAAUGGGGACAAGUGUAGAUUCUGCUUUUGAUAUCUAAUGCAACUAGCACAUCAACAACUAAUACUCUUCUAAACUAAUGUAUAUUUGUGUUCGUGCUUUGAAAAGUACUUUAAAUUUGUAGGUGUGUUAAGUCAUACAUGGCCCAUCUACAGUUGAAACCUUAUCAUAGGAGCGUGGGUAACAACUUUGCAAAAAUAGGUUUAUCUCUUAUGAGUUCUCUCAGAGGACAUGUUUCAGAAUGUAUAGAUGCUUUUACUUUCAGGGUACAAGGUGCAGACUGUCAACUGUAGUUUUGAGUGUAUCAAGAGACAUGUAAACAAAUGUAUGCACACUAGAGACUGAGGUGAGGCUCUUUGAGUCACUUGACCUGUGGCUGUUGUGGACUCGGUGCUGCAUUUAAAUGCAGUAAUUGGUUACCUGACUCUAUGCACUCAGCUUUGUGGAAAUCAACACUUGUACAUAGUGUUAGCAGACUUUCCCAUAUUGUUGACAUGUAAUGUGAGUAGAUAAUCUGUGAUAGUAUUUUUGAAUUUCUGUGAUAGAACUGCAGACUGAUACUGAUUUGUCCGCUUCAUCGACACAUUUUUUCAAAUAAAAUCAGUCACAUUUGUUAAGGACCAUAUCCUUGUGGCAGAUAUCUGACAUUAGAGUGCACACACAGUACAAAAAUUAAAAUGUAUCAAUUGAAUCUUGGAAAUAAGCUUUUUAAAGACAAACCAACCAAAGAACUAUUUGUCCUGUUUCAAGUACAUUGUGGGACACUAGUAGUAGUUUAUUCUGUUAUUGGCAUGUUAGAUAAUAGUCCAUUCACUGUCGGAUGUACUUGUGUCACAGCAUUUCCAGUUAGGAUUUGCUUUCCCUUAGCUCAGGUAAGGGAGAAAACUUGCAGACAUAGAAACUUGUUCCCUCAAUCAAAGUGCUUUGAUCUGCACUUUCCUCCAUGUCUUUUUGAGCAGAGUUCCAUGGUCAGACACGAGAAGAACGGACACUGUCUGUGAAGGUUGUGUUCGCUGGGUUCAAAUCAAACUUUAUUGCCUGUUCGAGGAAGUCCAAGACAGAAAUUUUUUGCUUGCUCACAAACCUAACCACAUACACAGACAUAAUAUGAGUAUAUAUAAAACCUAAUAACAUACACAGACAUAAUAUGAGUAUAUAUAUUUACACACACACAACAUAAUGCGUAGACACACAUACCAUACAAGUUGAAGGUAAAGCAUGUUUGGAAGAAUCAAUAUUUGAAACAUAGUACCUGUAUUAAAAUUCAUUUAUCAUGCAAAUAGUACAGAUGUAGAGGAAUCAUGAUUAGUUAAAACAAAUUAUUGAAACAAUGGGCCAGCAGCACUUGUCAGGGUCACUUGUGGCUGCUCUUUUAAUUUUUAACAUAAGAGGGAAAAACAAAUCUAUAAUUUAAGUUUAUUGUAUCUAAGUUUGCUUAUGCAUAGGACGGUGGGUUUCACUUUCUUCAGACAAACACUGCAGUCAACACACUGGAGCUAGCAGAAGGGAAUCUGGGAACUGUAGACAUGAAUACAUGUCAGCAUUAAUUUGUGUGGUAGUCUUCAGGCUGUUUGUUCACUCGCUGCUGGAUUGUUCAGGAAAAGUUUAAAUGUUUCAUACGCAAUUAGCAGGACAAGCUGGUUAGCAGCACUGGAACUGAUGGAGAGGAGAAAUAAUAAUAAUAAUAAUAAUCAUCUUAUCUUUUUCUUGCACAUUGCAGAGUAAUCUGUAGCUUGAAAUGGUUUUGAAGACCACAAAAUGCUGUGUAUUUCGCUGGUAACUCAUGAUUAUCUUGUUCUGAAACCAAUUUGCAGACAAGCAUUCAUGAAAUUUUUCGUUGCAAGUGCGCACAUAAAAUGCAGUUCUGUCCUCGAAUCAUCAGGACCCAAAAGUGAUCAGAGCCCAGGGUAUAGCAGUAACGUUCAAGAAUAGUUUUACUAGUUUUACUAGUCCCCCAAGUGUGAAUGUUUAGUUUUACUUCUCAUCUUACAUGCACAUAAAGACAUAGUUUCACUGUUGUUAUGUCACCGUGCUAUCUAAUAUUCAUGUGUGUACUCUGUGUAGAUGCCUAGACAUAGAUAAUCGCUGUCGGCUAGCUCAGGUAUCCUCUAAACUCCUACACUUCCUUCUCAGAUGUGAGCAAGAUGAUAUCAAUACAGGAAGAGGCUUGGGCAUACGGUGGUAGGACAUUGGGUGCUAUGUUUGCAGGACAGCUUUGACCUGAAGACACACAUGUAGACACAGUGUACAGUGUGCUGAGCACCGCCAGACACCUGGUGAAGAAAUGGCUUGACUCAAGUAGUCACUUGUAAUGCAUUUACAUAUGUAAGGUUUUAAUUCUAGAUGUGCAGAUGGUGUAGCAUCACACUGUACUAAGUUGCCAAUUUUAUUUUGUAAUGGUUUGUGUGGCAGGUGAAGUGUUGGCGCUGAUUGUGUGUUUUGUUUUCACUGUAGUGUGUAUUCAAUGUUCUGGAAAUAAAAAUUGUAUGCAUAUAAUUUAACAAA
Molecule: messenger RNA, 11367 nt
Organism: Pomacea canaliculata
Lineage: Eukaryota; Metazoa; Mollusca; Gastropoda; Architaenioglossa; Ampullariidae
Exons: 20
Coding region: 307-8004 (2565 amino acids)
Biological process (GO): axon guidance; actin cytoskeleton organization; cell adhesion
Cellular component (GO): microtubule organizing center; filamentous actin; plasma membrane
Molecular function (GO): protein binding
Source: RefSeq, a predicted model, not a curated record